Molecule: messenger RNA, 4141 nt
Organism: Myxocyprinus asiaticus (Chinese sucker)
Lineage: Eukaryota; Metazoa; Chordata; Actinopteri; Cypriniformes; Catostomidae
Product: E3 ubiquitin-protein ligase RNF34-like
Exons: 10
Coding region: 155-1327 (390 amino acids)
Biological process (GO): protein K48-linked ubiquitination; negative regulation of extrinsic apoptotic signaling pathway via death domain receptors; proteasome-mediated ubiquitin-dependent protein catabolic process
Cellular component (GO): plasma membrane; cytoplasm
Molecular function (GO): ubiquitin protein ligase activity
Source: RefSeq, a predicted model, not a curated record
CGUUUCCGUUGCAUAUCGCUGCUGUGCUGGUGCGGUCGUAGACAGAGCGACUGAAUAUGAACAGUUAGCCCAAAUACCUGCUGCCGUUUACAAGCAAUGGCCAGCCCGCCUUUACAUACAGCUGGGUGAAUCCCCGCCGUGUCUUGGAGUUGCUAUGAGGGCGGGGGCCUCGUCCAUGUGGGCAGCAUGCUGUGGUCUGCUGAAUGAGGUGAUGGGUACUGGGGCCGUGAGAGGGCAGCAGCCAGGUUUCGGAGCCGGUGCAGGGCCUUUUCGUUUCGCUCCCACUGCAGGAUACUCCACAUACCCCCCCAACAACUCAACCAGCAAUAGCCUGGUCUGUCAGGCCUGUGGACAAGCAUUUUCUGUCUUUAGGAGGAGGCAAAUCUGUUGUGACUGUAAGAAGAGUUUCUGUUCGCUGUGUUCGGUACUUCAGGAAAACUUGCGCAGGUGCACAACUUGUCACCUGCUGAAGGGCACUGCAUUCCAGCGCCCUCAACUCAUGCGUCUGCGUGUUAAAGAUUUGCGGCAAUACCUUACUCUACGCAACAUUAACACUGACACCUGCAGGGAGAAGGAGGACCUUGUGGACUUGGUGCUUUGCCAUCAAGGUGCAGAGAGUGAGGAUGAACCAGACACGCCUUCCCUGCAGUCACGGCCCCUUUAUAGCCUGUCCCCUUCAAUUGAAGAACCCAAUUCCCCUGUCUCAAUUCUCUCCCCAACUCAAGGAGAACCAAUCAGUAGGAGCAACAGCUUGGAAUCCACCAAUCAGAAGAAAAAAGUCAAAUACAUCUGGGAUGACAUGAGGGAUAUUGGAGACUCCUCUUCUGUCUCGCUCCUUAACCUUGACCAGACCGAACACACGCCAGAGGUGAGCCCUCGGACGCGGCAGCGGGCUCGAGCUUCUCUGUCAGACCUGUCCAGCCUUAAUGAUGUUGAGCAGCUGACUGUACGGCAGCUGAAGGAGAUCCUGGCAAGGAACUUUGUGAGCUUCUCGGGUUGCUGUGAGAAGUGGGAACUGGUGGAGCGUGUCAGGAGGCUUUACAGGGAGAGCGAGGAGAAUCGCAAGUCUAUGGAGAAUGUGAGCAACCCCAUCACUGCAGUGGUAGCUUAUCCCCCUCCAAUCUGCAAUGGUGGAAUUGGAGAUACUUGCCGUACCCAGUUAUCAAACGAUGACAACUUGUGUCGCAUCUGUAUGGAUGCGGUCAUUGACUGUGUGCUGCUGGAGUGUGGUCACAUGGUCACCUGCACUAAAUGUGGGAAAUGCAUGAGUGAAUGCCCUAUAUGCAGACAAUACGUUAUCAGGGCCGUGCACGUUUUCAAAUCCUAGUACUGCUGAGAGAACCAUCUUUAGCCUGAUAAAAAUUCUUCAGCAAUGCGCUCCACUUGCUGACUGUUUUGCAUUAGGGAUUCGGUGCAGACGCACCCAGGAUGGGCCUAUGUCCUUACAUCUGAUCAAUGAAUGAAGAUAAAGUUCACUGCUUAAAUUUUUAUGAGGUCAAGGAGCCUCAAGGAACACAUGGUCCACAGUGGCUUUUUUAGUGCAACAGUGCUUCAAUAAUCAAAUAAAAUAAAAACAUUCCACAAGGACUUCAGAGGCUCUGUUAAAAUAUGCAAUUGUUCAGCAACAACACCUCACAGCCUUGACUUGAUGUCCUACAGAUUUGUAGACUUUCUUCAGCUUUAUUUUCUCACCUGUCACAUGCAAUCAGCUUUUUUUUUUCUCACCCGUCACAUGCAAACACUGUGAGAAAAAGAAUGGAAAACAAGCAUUACUCAAGUGUGUUUGUAUGUCACAUACAUCGACAAUACACCAUAACUCAGGAUGGAAGGAUCUGAAUGUUUCUUUUUGCUCUUCUUUUGUCACAGCAUUUGUGAAUGCGCUUUUUGUUUCUUGUUUGGAUUAUGAGGCUCAUGACGCCUGGAUUUUGAGUUGCUGUGAGUUCCAUUGUGAUUCCUGAUAACUGGACACUGGGACCAUUCAAAACAAAACAAAAGUGGCAUAAUUCACUAAAACGCAUUCUUAGUACACUGCAGGUCAUUUUCCUUUCUUUUCAGCAAACUUUUGUGUUUUAUGUUACUUCCCUGCUUUGUCAAAGAUCUGAACUGACACUGGCUGGUUUCUCAGACCUUACUGUUCUGAGUGGCUUUGUGCUAGUGUCAACAGUUCAGCAAUCUGUUGCCAAGUUGUGUAAGUGGUGGGAAAAAAACUGAUGACUCUGAUGCCAGGCCCAAAACCAGCCCGUCUCACCAGACCCCAGCAAAAUUUAUGAAUGCUUGUAUUUCAUGAGUGACUCCAAUACCUUAUUAGUGACAUCUCUGUUAAUGAUGGAAGCAUGUCACGUUCCUUAUUCUCAAGACAAAAUCACAUUUGCAUGCCCUAAAGAAUUUGGUGUUGUGUGCAUUCAUUGUGUACAUGGCUCUGCGGGGUAACCCAUGAUGAAAGUGUCUAAAUUUUCUGAAAACAUACAGAAUUUAUAGUAAUGAAAAAAUAAGUUUGACUCGUUCCUCUUUUUCUUAAAAAAAAAAAAAAAAAUCUUGGUUACAGAGUGGCACUUACAAUGGAAGUGAAUGGGGAGGCUUUUUAAGGCAGAAAUGUGAAGCUUAUAAUUUUUAGAAAAUAACUUACAUUAAUAGUUCUGUUAAAACUUGUGUAUUAUUUGAGCUGUAAAAUUGUUUAAAUUGUUUUUACGUUCGUUUUAGGUUUUACGUCGUUACGUAAUCAGGGCAGCGAAGUUGUAAAAUUGGAUCUCAUGACAUUUACUCGCCCUCAUGCCAUCCCAGAUGUGUAUGACUUUCUUUCUUCUGCUGAACACAAAGAUUUUAAUAAGAAUAUCUCAGCUCUGUUGGUCCAUACAGUGCAAGUGAAUGGUGACCAGAACUUCGAAGCUCCAAAAAUCACAUUAUGUUUACUGAUUGGCCCUAUUCACUUCCAUUGUAAGUGCCUCACUGUGAUCCAGAUUUUUAUAUAUAUAUAUAUAUAUAUAUAUAUAUAUAUAUAUAUAUAUAAAAAUUUUUUUUUUUUUCAAAGAAAAAGAGGGACAAGCCAAUAUAUAUUUUGUGGUAAUCAACAUAGUGCCACAAAUGCUGUUGAUUAAGCCUAACUUGUAUUGAACCUGGAAUAUACUUUUAAGCAUAUUGUACAGGCAGAAUGAAACUACUUUGUAAUCCUUUCAAAGUAAAUGUCAUUGUUAGCAUUUUACAGUAAGGUUGUGUUUGUGAAUAUUAGUUAACGCAAUAGUUAACAUGAACUAAUUGAAUUAAUAAAAUUGAAUUAAUCUUCGUCAAUGUACAUUUUAACGUACAAUUUUUGACAAUAAAUGUCGUAUACAUUUUAGUUACUGCAAUAUGAACUAACAUGAACAAUGGUAUUUUUAUAACUUAACCAAAAUUAAUAAAUGCUGUAAAUAAAUCAUUGUUUAUUGUCAGUUCAUGAUACCUAAUGCAUUAAUGUUAACAAAUACAGCCUUAUUGUAAAGUAAUACCAUAUCAUUUAUGUACAUUUAAUGAAAAUCAAUUGAAAACUAUAACCUAAUGAAAAUUAUGGACUUUGGAAAUUGUAAGAGGGAUCAUUUAGGUGCCAAAUAAGGUGCAUUUAUGUGUCUCUAAUCUGUGCUGCAAUUUUACCCCAUUGGUGUUAGUGUUUGAAUGAAUAUGUAUAGAUUCGGAUGACCUGUUUUAGUAUUUGCGUUCAUUGAACUUAAGGAAAAAAUACAACUUUAAGUAAUGCCACGCAAGAGUGAUGCUCCAUACAAACGGCCCACCCAUCUUUCCUGUAUGCUGACAACUUGAUAACAUCAGUUCAAGCUACUAGCUGAAGUGUCAAUGCAUAUUGCUGACAAGAAGCGGCCAAACAAGACAGUAAUGCUUUCUCACUCAAACACCAUCUUUUUCUGUGGUAUUCUUACUUAGGAUUAUAAGAGAUUUAUAUAACAUUUUGGUGUAUAUUACAUCCUUGUUUAACCUUUUUCUGUCUGACAUAUCAUGUGUACAUGCCUAUUCCGAUAAGUUUAUUUUUCUUAACAAAAAAUUAACUUGAUAUUUGUUUCUUUUGGUCAGUUGCCUAAUAUAGAAUUAAAUAAGAUAAAGCAUUAUGUUGUUAUCUUUGUGGUACUUAAAUAAAAGAGCUAAGAACACCUUUUCA